Ictalurus punctatus (channel catfish) is the source of this 1698-nucleotide messenger RNA. RefSeq names its product nuclear receptor subfamily 5, group A, member 5 (gene nr5a5). Gene Ontology annotation, molecular function: zinc ion binding; RNA polymerase II cis-regulatory region sequence-specific DNA binding; nuclear receptor activity. The transcript has 7 exons. NCBI's taxonomy places the organism in Eukaryota, Metazoa, Chordata, Actinopteri, Siluriformes, Ictaluridae. Gene Ontology annotation, cellular component: RNA polymerase II transcription regulator complex. The coding region runs from base 94 to 1698 and encodes 534 amino acids. Gene Ontology annotation, biological process: regulation of transcription by RNA polymerase II; hormone-mediated signaling pathway; tissue development. The record is from RefSeq and is a predicted model, not a curated record.
CAGCAGGCCUCCACGCUGCACCAGCUGUUCAGCCUGUCCCUCUCUUCGUCCCCGGGGCGUCCACACCUGGAGUACCCUGCUCUCGUCUGGACCAUGAAUGUUUCAGGUUUUCACCCGGAGACCCCCCAGUCCUCAACCGCACACCCUGCUGGAAACACUCAGGACGUGACAAUGCAGGAGAGACCAUCAACCUCUGAGGAGAUGAAACCGGACCCUGAUAUUCAUGCAGAGCCAGAGGAAGCCUGUCCUGUGUGUGGUGACCGAGUGUCUGGAUAUCACUAUGGAUUGCUGACCUGUGAGAGCUGCAAGGGAUUCUUCAAGCGCUCUGUGCAGAAUAACAAGCGCUACACCUGCACCGAGAGGCAGAGCUGUCCCAUGGACCCAGCGCAGAGGAAGAGAUGCCCUUACUGCCGAUUUCAGAAGUGCCUGGCUGUGGGCAUGAAGAGAGAGGCUGUGCGGGCAGACCGAAUGAGGGGCGGACGAAACAAAUUCGGACCUCUGUAUCGACGGGACAGGCAAAUGAAACAGCAGAGAGGAGGAUAUCACCAAGCAAACAUCGGUCCCUACAGGAUCAAACUGGAGGGACCGCGAGCACCUUUACAACCGCACGAGUUCCACCUUCUGCCUGGUGCUUUCGCAGCUCCGCUAGGCUCUGACCCCUUUCACCAAUCGCACGCUCUUCCACCCAGCAUCAACCAACCAGAGCUCAUGGUCCUGGACUGCACAUUAAACAGAGAUGGUGCAUUGACCGCUCCUUCGCUCCCCUGUGCUGGACUCUACCACACCAGUUUCCAUGGUUUCCCUCAUGAGAAAAGAGAGAUGCCUUUCAGCUACGGUCCUGCUACACUGUGCACUAUUUCCACACCUGUGCUCACUCCCAGCUCCACCCACACACUGGCGUCAACUCCUACUUCAGAUCCAACAUCGUCCCCGUUCCUGACCCCAACCCUGACCCCUGACCCCCCCUCAUCCAACACAGGCUUCCUGAGUGAGCUGCUGCAGGGAGAACCAGAGGAGUCACAGGUCUGUUCACGAGUGGUGGCCAGCCUGCUGAAAGAGCAAGCCAGCCGAGGAAAACACGACCGUCUCAACACUUUUAGCAUCAUGUGCAAAAUGGCCGACCAGACUCUGUUCGGACUGGUGGAGUGGGCGCGCAACUGUGCACUGUUUAAAGAACUCAAGGUGGAGGAUCAGAUGGUGCUGCUGCAGAGCUGCUGGAGUGAGCUGCUGGUUCUGGAUCAUCUGUGCCGCCAGGUGGCUUAUGGGAUAGACGGUAGCAUCUAUCUGGUCACAGGGCAGAAGAUUGAUGUGUCGACUGUGCUCUCGCAGGCGGGGGUGACGCUGAGCAGUCUGGUGUCCAGAGCACAGGAUUUAGUGUCCAAGCUCAGGGCUCUUCAUCUGGACAGACAGGAGUUUGUGUGCCUCAAAUAUCUUGUGCUGUUCAACCCAGAUGUGAAGUCAGUGCAGGACCGCAGGCAGGUGGAGCGCACUCAGGAGCGAGUGAACAGGGCUCUGAUGGAGCACACGCUGCACACACACCCAGGCCAGUCGGAUAAAUUCGGCCAGCUUCUGCUCCGGCUGCCUGAAGUGCGCAGCAUCAGCCUGCAGGUGGAGGAGUACCUGUACCAGCGCCACCUGCUGGGGGACCUGCCUUGUAACUCCCUGCUGACCGAGAUGCUGCACACCAAACACACCUGA